Molecule: messenger RNA, 660 nt
Organism: Clavispora lusitaniae ATCC 42720
Lineage: Eukaryota; Fungi; Ascomycota; Pichiomycetes; Serinales; Metschnikowiaceae
Biological process (GO): cellular response to misfolded protein; protein polyubiquitination; proteasome-mediated ubiquitin-dependent protein catabolic process
Cellular component (GO): cytoplasm
Molecular function (GO): ubiquitin protein ligase activity; protein-folding chaperone binding
Source: RefSeq, a predicted model, not a curated record
AUGGAUUUUUUCUUGAGCAGGUUCAAUAGACUGAGGGCGCCUUCGAAGGACCAGCCACAUGAGGUUGCAGCCGAAUUAUCUCGACGCGUUCACAAGAUGAGAGCACAACUUGCUAUCCUUCGUGAAAGCAUAGGAAUGCAAAAUCAGUCAUUCUUUGAUCGGAUGCAUGGACUUUUAGUGAAAGAACACGAUCGCUCGCUUGAAAACUUGCGAAGAAAACAUGGUUAUAACAUUGCAGAAUCAAAUCGGAAAUAUCAGAUGGAGCUUGUUUCUCUCUACUCACUCAUUUUGCAGGACCUUCGAGGAUUGAUAGAUACAAUGACUCAAAGUUUCACAGAAAACAAGCUUAGAAGCCAUUUUGGCCUGAGGAAGAGCGAAAUGUCUGACGGUUCCACUUGUUCUUCAAGCGGACUGAGCAUCGAUGACGAUGCGCCUGAUUCCAUUCUAGACCCAAUAUCUUUUAGCAUUUUCCAAGAUCCAGUGGUGACUCCGGAAGGGAUUACGUACGAGAGAUCUAUCCUCCUUGACUAUCUUCAUAAGCAUCGCAAUCAGGAUCCUAUAACAAAGCGCACUAUUGCGGAAAAAGAUCUUGCACCAAAUUUGGCUGUGAAAGCUAUUGUGACAGACUAUUUGAGAUCAAAACAAGUAAUGCCUAUUUAG